Molecule: messenger RNA, 354 nt
Organism: Dibothriocephalus latus
Lineage: Eukaryota; Metazoa; Platyhelminthes; Cestoda; Diphyllobothriidea; Diphyllobothriidae
Source: the annotation of a GenBank genome assembly
AUGCAGCUGGGCACCAACACGAAGGGCAUCUUUGACGGCUGGAAUAUCGGCACCACGCGCUGGCUGCGGGAGUGUGUCUACGAUCGUGUCCCCAAGCAGUUCUCCGUGGUCGCUGUCUUCUUCGUGUCGGCCUUCUGGCACGGAUUCUAUCCCGUAUAUUACCUCUGCUUCCUGACCGGCGCUUUCCUCACCAGCACAGGAAGGCACGUGCUCUCUCCUCCCCCCGCUUCCGUACCCUAUUUCGGCAUUUAUAUUGCCUUGGGUCCCUUUUUUUCAAUUCUUCCGGUAGAAAUUACGUUUAGGGUUCAAUCGGUGGCAAAAGUAGCUUAUGUAGGCCCACUCAUAUACCCCUAG